Messenger RNA from Microdochium trichocladiopsis, 1242 nucleotides. RefSeq lists its product as uncharacterized. The transcript has 2 exons. Bases 1 to 1242 code for a protein of 413 amino acids. NCBI's taxonomy places the organism in Eukaryota, Fungi, Ascomycota, Sordariomycetes, Xylariales, Microdochiaceae. Gene Ontology annotation, molecular function: FAD binding. The record is from RefSeq and is a predicted model, not a curated record.
AUGACGAUACAAGAAGCAACGGCCGAGAUCGCCAUCAUAGGCGCUGGCCCUUGCGGCCUCACCUUUGCCCGCCUUCUCGAGCAGCAUGGCAUGACCGACUACGCCGUCUACGAGCGCGAUGCGGGCCGCACCGCCAACAGGGCUGGUGGCAGCCUCGACCUGCGCCCAGGCUCAGGCCAGCGAGCACUCGAAGAGGCUGGCCUUAUCGACGAGUUUAAGCGCCUGGCCCGCUACGAGGACACAGUUUUCACCAUCUACGACACCAAGGGCAAGGAGCAUCUGCGCCUCGGCGAAGGUCGAGACGCGCCCGAGAUUGACCGCCUGCAGCUGCAGGAGAUCUUGCUCGAUUCGGUGCCAGAGGACAAGGUCCGCUGGGGCCACGCGCUGGUAGAUGCGCAGCUGGGUAGCGAUGGCCGGCCAGUGCUCACUUUUGGCAAUGGCGUCAAGGUCUCUGGGUUCAAGCUGGUCGUUGGCACGGACGGGGCGUGGAGCAAAGUUCGACCGCUGAUCACCCCUUCAAAACCAGUAUACACGGGCAGAACUUAUUUCGAGACCCGGAUCCAGCCCACUAAUCCCCUGUACGAGUCUGCCAUAUCCCUGCUGGGACGCGGAUCCACAAGCGCCGUCGGCGACAACCAUAUCCUGCUCUCGCAGAAACAAGGGGAUGCGUCGUACAGGUUAUAUCUCGGCUUCCAGAUGCCCGAGCACAUUCUCCGGCAAGGUGGACAAUACGACCUGUCUGACGCCGACAAAGUUGAGGCUGCGCGAAGCAUGCUCCUCGACGACAAGCACUACGGCACCUGGGCGGAGAGCUACAAGCAGCUGAUCCGCCACGCCACGGAUUUCCGCGGGUGGUCGCUGUACUCGCUGCCCGCGGCCGGGCUGUCUGAGGGCGGAGAGCAGGGGUGGAAGGCGGUUUCUGGUGUCACGCUUGCGGGUGACGCCGCGCACCUGACGCCGCCGAAUGGCGAAGGCGUGAAUCUGGCCAUGACGGAUGCGCUGGAUCUGGCGGGCCGGAUCAGUCGCUGGACAGGACUGAGCGAGGGGGAGAGGACGCAGGACGCUCUCGAUGCUGUGGUGCGCGAGUAUGAGGCAAUCAUGCUGCCGCGCGGGUUGAAGUCGAUAAGCAAGGGACACAUGAUGACGGACAUCAUGUUUGCAGAGAGUCACGAGCCGUUUGUUAAGCUGCUCAAGUCCUUCAUCCAGAUGGAGGGGAAGAAGGAGACUGAUGGUGGUAGUUAG